Messenger RNA from Drosophila arizonae, 559 nucleotides. RefSeq names its product glycosylphosphatidylinositol-anchored protein atilla (gene atilla). The record is from RefSeq and is a predicted model, not a curated record. Gene Ontology annotation, biological process: positive regulation of voltage-gated potassium channel activity; sleep; regulation of synaptic transmission, cholinergic. Lineage: Eukaryota; Metazoa; Arthropoda; Insecta; Diptera; Drosophilidae.
GUGGAACGGUUGAAAGCGUUCGUGAAAUCAAAAGUUGAAGCAAAAUAGAAGCGUUUAUAUUCGUAUAAAUAAAUUUGUGGAAAAUGCUGAAACAAAUUUUUGCCUGUUUGCUAAUUGCCAUGUGCCUCAUGCACAGUGCAACUGCCAUCAAGUGCUAUCAAUGCAAAUCCCUAACGGAUGUGAAUUGCAGCAAGGACAAAUUGGAUGAAACCUCGAAUAUUCGUCAGGUGGAUUGCGACACUGUGGCAAAGCCGAACACCAUGGAGCAGCUGCAGCCCGUGACCAGGUGCAACAAGGUGGUCACCAGCGAUCGCGCUGGCGUAAUUGUCUCCCGCGACUGUCACUUCGAGGUGGUUGGACAGAAGGAGAAUGUCUGCACAGUGACGCACAGCCGCCAGGUGGAGAGCUGUUACACCUGCAAAGGUGAUCUGUGCAAUGCCUCGUCUGCAGGACGAUUUGUGGCAAUGACUUCAGCAGCGCUGCUCGCUUUAUUCGCCCUUCAAAUGGCGCUGUGAGCGGCAGCAGCUCAUUGAAUAUUCAUAAUAAUACAAUGUACAAU